AUGGGCUGCUUCAAUACCAAAUCCUCAAAUCAGCCAAAAGUUGUUCAAAACACUUCAAAUCAAUCUGCCCCACAGGCACAACCAUCACGACCUCCAGUAGCCCCUCCUCACCCACAGAUUCCAAAACCUGAAUCUCAAGAACCUGCCAAAAUAAAAGUUGAGUCUAAAUUAACUCCCGACCAGGUAAAAGCAAGUGACUUUACUCCAGUAUCUACUCAAAAAGGCUUAUUCCCUUAUAACUGUCCAAUUUGCUUCAAAUAUCUCUCUAAUAUCUUGGUUACACAAUGCUGUAAAAAUUAUAUUUGUCAUCUUUGUAUCUCAGAGCUUCAGACAAAGCAUGUAAAUUUUGAAAUUGCUUGCCCACAUUGCAAAGCCCAGCCACUUGUAGUAACAGACGUCGACCCCAACGUGACGGUUAAGCGAUAUUCUGAUUCUCCUUACGCAACUUUUAACAAUACUACAAAUCAAGGAAAUAAAUGGAUUUCCCAACUGCCAAUGAUUAACGAAGAUAAAGAUGAUAUUGAUUUAAAAGAAAAAGAGCAGAAUAAAAGCUUUAUUGCUCCUCCAGAAGAACACCAAUUAGUGCCAAACUUAUAUGCAACUUCCUAG
Molecule: messenger RNA, 609 nt
Organism: Blepharisma stoltei
Lineage: Eukaryota; Ciliophora; Heterotrichea; Heterotrichida; Blepharismidae
Source: the annotation of a GenBank genome assembly